Molecule: messenger RNA, 6216 nt
Organism: Miniopterus natalensis
Lineage: Eukaryota; Metazoa; Chordata; Mammalia; Chiroptera; Miniopteridae
Source: RefSeq, a predicted model, not a curated record
CCGCAGCCCGGGCUCUGGAAUGCAGCCCCCUUCACUGUUGCUGCUGCUGCUGCUGCUUCGCUCGGCAAGAAGGACCAGGGGUGAGGCCCUGAAGGCCAGAGGGCUGCCCUGUGGGAAUUUCUCAGAACCCUGUGCCAACGGAGGCACCUGCCUGAGCCUGUCUCAGGGCCAAGGCACCUGUCAGUGUGCUCCUGGCUUCCUGGGUGAGACAUGCCAGUUUCCUGACCCCUGCCAGGAUGCCCAGCUCUGCCAGAAUGGGGGCAGUUGCCAAGCUCUGCUUCCUGUCCCCGGGGUCUCCCCUAGCCCCCCCUCUCCCUUGACCCCCACCUUCCUCUGCACCUGCCCCUCGGGCUUCACUGGUGAGAGGUGUCAGGCCCAGCUCAAGGACCCCUGUUCUUCCUUCUGUUCCAAAAUGGGCCACUGCCACAUCCAGGCCUCAGGACUCCCGCAGUGUUCCUGUUUACCUGGGUGGACAGGUGAGAAGUGCCAGUUUCGGGACUUCUGCUCCGCCAACCCCUGCAUGAACGGAGGGGAGUGUCUGACCACCUACCCCCAGAUCCAGUGCCGCUGCCCACCUGGCUUCGAGGGCCACGCCUGUGAGCGCGACAUCAAUGAGUGCUUUCUGGACCCGGGGCCCUGCCCCGAGGGCGGCACCUGCCACAACACCCUGGGGUCCUUCCAGUGUCUCUGCCCAGCUGGGCGGAAAGAUUCCCGCUGCGAGCUCUGGCCAGGACCCUGUCCCCCAACAGGUUGUCCCAAUGGGGGCGCCUGCCAGCUGGUUCCAGAGAGAGACUCUGCCUUCCACUUCUGCCUCUGCCCCCCAGGUCUCACAGGCCCAGGCUGCGAGGUGAAUCUAGAUGACUGUGUCAAGCACCAGUGUCAGAAUGGGGGCACCUGCCAGGAUGGCCUGGGCACCUACACCUGCCUCUGCCCAGAGGCCUGGACAGGUUGGGAUUGCUCUGAAGAUGUGGACGAAUGUGAACCCUGGCGUGCCCCUCGCUGCAGAAACGGGGGCACCUGCCAGAACUCAGCCGGUGGCUUCCACUGCGUGUGUGUGAGCGGCUGGGGGGGCACAGGCUGCGAGGAGAACCUGGACGACUGCGCCGCCGCCACCUGUGCCCCAGGAUCCACCUGCAUCGACCGUGUGGGCUCCUUCUCCUGCCUCUGCCCACCUGGCCGCACAGGCCUCCUGUGUCAUAUGGAGGACAUGUGUCUGAGCCAGCCGUGCCACGGGGAAGCCCAGUGCAGCACCAACCCCCUGACGGGCGCCACUCUCUGCCUCUGUCAGCCUGGCUACGCAGGGCCCACCUGCCACCAGGACCUGGAUGAGUGCCAGAUGGCCCAGCAAGGCUCCGGCCCCUGUGAACACGGCGGCUCCUGCCUCAACACACCUGGCUCCUUCAACUGCCUCUGUCCCCCUGGCUACACGGGUUCCCGCUGCGAGGCCAAUCACAAUGAAUGCCUGUCCCAGCCCUGCCACCCAGGCAGCACCUGCCUGGACCUGCUAGCCAACUUCCACUGCCUCUGCCCUCCAGGCUUAGAAGGUCGCCUCUGUGAGCUGGAGACAGACGAGUGUGCCUCUGCUCCUUGCCUGAACCAGGCCGACUGCCACGACCAGCUCAACGGCUUCCACUGCACUUGCCUGCCCGGAUUCACAGGCUCCCGGUGCGAGGAAGAUAUCAACGAGUGUGACAGCUCUCCCUGUGCCAACGGCGGGCGCUGCCAGGACCAGCCAGGGUCCUUCCACUGUGAAUGUCUCCCAGGCUUUGAAGGCCGGCGCUGCCAGGCCGAGGUGGACGAGUGUCUGAGCGGCCCGUGCCCCACGGGUGCCAGCUGCCUUGACCUCCCAGGAGCCUUCUUCUGCCUCUGCCCCUCUGGCUUCACAGGUCAUCUCUGUGAGGUUCCCCUUUGUGCCCCCAACCUGUGCAAGCCCAAGCAAAACUGCCAGCACCAGGGGGACACGGACCACUGCCUCUGCCCAGACGGAAGCCCCGGCUGUGCCCCAGCUGAGGACAACUGCACCUGCCAGCACGGGCACUGUCAGAGAUCCUCAUGUGUGUGUGACGUGGGUUGGACAGGACCAGAGUGUGAGGCAGAGCUGGGAGGCUGCAUCUCCACGCCCUGUGCCCAUGGGGGAACCUGCCACCCUCAGCCCUCUGGCUACAACUGCACGUGCCCCACAGGCUACACAGGGCCCGCUUGCACUGAGGAGGUGACAGCUUGUCACUCGGGACCCUGCCUCAAUGGUGGCUCCUGCAGCCCCAGCCCUGGGGGCUACUCCUGCACCUGCCCUCCAAGCCACACCGGGCCCCGCUGCCAGACCAGCACCGACCACUGUGCCUCUGCCCCGUGCCUCAAUGGGGGUACCUGUGUGAACAGGCCUGGCACCUUCUCCUGCUCCUGUGCCACUGGCUUCCAGGGCCCACGCUGUGAGGGAAGGAUCCACCCCAGCUGUGCAGACAGCCCCUGCAGAAACAGGGCUACCUGCCAAGAGGGACCCCAGGGCCUCCGCUGCCUCUGCCCUGCUGGCUACACCGGAAGCAGCUGUCAGACUCUGAUGGACUUAUGUGCCCAGAAGCCCUGUCCACGCAACUCCCACUGCCUCCAAACCGGGCCCUCCUUCCAGUGCCUGUGCCUCCAGGGAUGGACUGGGCGUCUCUGUGAAGUCCCGCUGUCCUCCUGCCAGAAGGCUGCCCUGAGCCAAGGCACAGAAGUCUCUUUCCUGUGCCAGAACGGAGGCCUCUGCAUCGACAGUGGCCCCUCCUAUUUCUGUCACUGUCCCCCUGGAUUCCAAGGCAGUAUGUGCCAGGACAGGGUGAACCCAUGCCAGUCCAGGCCCUGCCAACAUGGGGCCACCUGCGUGGCCCAGCCCAACGGGUAUCUCUGCCAGUGCGCCCCAGGCUACUAUGGACAGAACUGCUCAAAGGAACCUGACGCUUGUCAAUCCCAGCCCUGUCACAACCAUGGGACCUGCACCCCCAAACCUGGAGGUUUCCACUGUGCCUGCCCUCCAGGCUUUGUGGGGCUGCGCUGUGAGGGGGAUGUGGACGAGUGUCUGGAUCAACCUUGCCACCCCACGGGCACCGCAGCCUGCCACUCUCUAGCCAACGCCUUCUACUGUCAGUGUCUGCCUGGGCACACAGGCCAGUGGUGUGAAGUAAAGAUAGACCCCUGCCAGAGCCAGCCCUGCUCCCAUGGAGGGUCUUGUAAGGCCACAGAAGGACUGCCCCCGGGUUUCACCUGCCACUGCCCCCAGGGUUUUGAAGGCCCUACCUGCAGCCACAGAGCCCCCUCCUGCGGCCUCCAUCACUGCCACCACGGUGGUCUAUGUCUGCCCUCCCCCAAGUCUGGCUUCCCACCCCGCUGUGCCUGCCUCAAUGGCUACAGGGGCCCUGACUGCCUGACCCCACCUGCUCCUCAAGGCUGUGGCCCUCCAUCCCCUUGCCUACACAACGGCAGCUGCUCAGAGGCCUCCAAGCCGGGGGGCCCAAGCUUUCGAUGCUCCUGCCCUCCCAGCUCCCUCGGGCCCCGGUGUCAGAUUCCUAGAGCAGAGGGAUGUGAGGGCAAAGGUGGAGAUGGGGCUUGUGAUGCUGGCUGCAGUGGCCCAGGAGGAAACUGGGAUGGAGGAGACUGCUCCCUAGGGGUCCUGGACCCCUGGAAGGGCUGCCCCUCCCACUCCCGCUGCUGGCUUCUCUUCCGGGAUGGGCAGUGCCACCCGCAGUGUGACUCUGAAGAAUGUUUGUUUGAUGGCUAUGACUGUGAGACUCCUCCAGCCUGCACUCCAGCCUAUGACCAGUUCUGCCGUGAUCACUUCCACAAUGGGCACUGCGAGAAAGGCUGUGACACUCCCGAGUGUGGCUGGGACGGAGGCGACUGCAGGCCCGAGGACAGGCGCUCAGAGUGGGGGCCCUCCCUGUCCCUGCUGCUGGUGCUUAGCCCCCCAGCCCUGGACCAGCAGCUGCUUGCCCUGGCCCGGGGACUGUCCCUGACGCUGAGGGUAGGGCUCUGGGUGAGGAAGGAUAGUGAUGGCAGGAACAUGGUGUACCCCUAUCCUGGGGCCCAGGCCGAAGAGGAGCUGGGAGGAAUCCCAGACCCCUCUCAUCAGAAGACAGCAGCCCCUCAAAAGCAGCCUGCGGGCAAGGAGACAGACUCCCUCAGCACAGGGUUUGUGGUGGUGAUGGGUGUGGAUUUGUCCCGCUGUGGCCCUGACCACCCUGCAUCCCGCUGUCCCUGGGACCCUGGGUUCCUGCUCCGCUUCCUUGCUGCCAUGGCCGCCGUGGAGGCCCUGGAGCCCCUACUGCCGGGCCCCCUGCUGGCUGCCCACCCUCGUGCAGGCACCGCGGCCCCCGCCAACCAGCUUCCCUGGCCUGUGCUGUGCUCACCGGCGGCCGGGGUGCUUCUCCUAGCCCUCGGGGCCCUUCUGGUCCUCCAGUUCAUCCGGCGGAGGCGCCGAGAGCAUGGGGCCCUCUGGCUGCCCCCUGGGUUCACUCGAAGGCCUCGUACUCAGCCAGCUGCCCGCAGACGCCGGCCCCCACUGGGCGAGGACAGCAUCCGCCUCAAGGCACUGAAACCAGAAGCCGAAGUUGGUGAGGAUGGAGUUGUGAUGUGCUUGGGCCCUGAGGAAGGAGAGGAGGGAGGCCAGGCUGAAGAAAUGGCCUCAGCCUCCAAGUGCCAGCUCUGGUCUCUGAGUGAUGACUGUCAGGAGCUCCCCCAGGCAGCCAUGCUGACCCCUCCGCAGGAAUCUGAGAUGGAUAUCCCUGAUGUGGACACCCAUGGACCUGAUGGGAUGACACCCCUGAUGUCAGCAGUCUGCUGUGGAAGAGUGGAGACCAGGACCUUCCAGAGAGUGUGGCUGGAAAGUUCUGAGCCCUGGGAACCUCUGUUAGAUGGAGGGGCCUGUCCCCAGGCUCACACUGUGGGCACUGGGGAGACCCCUCUGCACCUGGCUGCCCGAUUCUCCCGGCCAACGGCUGCCCACCGCCUCCUUGAGGCUGGAGCUAAUCCCAACCAGCCAGACAGAGCAGGGCGCACCCCCCUUCACACCGCUGUGGCUGCUGAUGCUCGGGAGGUCUGCCAGCUCCUACUCCGCAGCAGACAGACUGCAGUGGAUGCGAGGACAGAGGAUGGGACCACGGCCCUGAUGCUGGCUGCCAAGCUGGCGGUGGAGGACCUGGUUGAAGAACUGAUUGCAGCCCAAGCAGAUGUGGGGGCCAGAGACAAAUGGGGGAAAACCGCUCUGCACUGGGCCGCCGCCGUGAACAACGCCCGGGCCGCCCGUUCCCUCCUGCAGGCCGGAGCCGAUAAAGACGCCCAGGACGGCAGGGUUAGACCGGGUAGAGGGCCCCCCAAAACGGGUGCUGGCGGGGGAACAGCGCGAGAGCUUCCCGAAACCAGAGGGGGAGGACCGGCAGCGAGGUUCCCGGCGGGCAUGCGCGGGCCGAGGCCCACCCCCGCAAUGGCGCGCGGGAGAUCCGGGGCGGGCGCCGGGAGCGGGGCUGUGGCCUCAGCUGACUGGCCCUGUGAUUGGGUGUCCUUGGGAGCCUGCGGCCCCGCCUCUCACACUCCGAUCCCGCCUCCUUGCCUUACUCCGUCCCCAGAGCGGGCGUCGCCUCAAGUUGCCUGGGGUCCCCCAGCCCACCAAGUAAUACCUUUAAAUGUAGUAAGCGAAGGUCAAAAGUAGAAGGCUCAUGGCAAGGUGGGAUUCGAGAGCUCUCGAGCCCCAAAAGUAGGGGAUCGGGAAUAUAGCACUCCUCCCGAAUGACUGUAUGCCCACUCACAACCGUCAUCGUCUCCACGUGGAGAAGAUGCAGCCCUGGAAAGGGUUUAGGCGCUGGGAUGAAGUGGGCCCAGCCCCUAUCCCAGAAAGUUAGGGUGAGGGCCUACAGGAGGGUGGGAUGGAGCAGGCUAAGUACCCUGAACUGCAACCAAGGACUAGAUAGGAUGUAGGAUGUUCUUUCCCGUACAGUAUAUGGUUCCCAACGGGAGCCUUUAUAUCACCCCCACUACCUACAAACAGUUGACAAAUAUUUAUUAAGCACCUGCUAUAUGCCAGGCACUGCAGGUGCUGGUAUGGGGAGCACCAAGGGCCAUUCCAGCUGAUGACUCCUUGCAUUCUCAACCUUCCCUCCCCAAACAGGGAUGAAGCGCCACUCUCCUAGGCACUGCUAUCUCUAUUUAAGAACCCCAAAUAAUAAAGAUAAUAAAUGAUAUAAAUGA